Harmonia axyridis is the source of this 2122-nucleotide messenger RNA. It is a transcript of the gene Grip75, whose product is annotated as gamma-tubulin complex component 4. Gene Ontology annotation, biological process: cytoplasmic microtubule organization; meiotic cell cycle; microtubule nucleation. Gene Ontology annotation, molecular function: gamma-tubulin binding; microtubule minus-end binding. The coding region runs from base 115 to 2061 and encodes 648 amino acids. The record is from RefSeq and is a predicted model, not a curated record. Gene Ontology annotation, cellular component: spindle pole; equatorial microtubule organizing center; gamma-tubulin complex. The transcript has 9 exons. NCBI's taxonomy places the organism in Eukaryota, Metazoa, Arthropoda, Insecta, Coleoptera, Coccinellidae.
CUGUCAUACAUUUAAAUAUAAACAUAUCAGCAUACAUUUAAAUAUAAACAAAAAAUUCAAAUGGGAACCGAUUGUUUAAUUAAGUUAUAAUUCAUUAUUACAAAAAAAUUGAAAAUGAUUCACGAGAUAUUAUUCCAAAUAUUCAAUAAGUCCCAUUCAUCCAAAAAUGAUUUGUCCCAUUACUCAAAUCUAUUGGAACUGCAAGAAUUCUUACAUCCAGCAGAAAAAAAUUUGAUAAUGAAAAUUCAGGAAAUUCCUCUGAAGUAUCAUAAAAUUAUGGACUUCAUAAAUGCAGUAAAUAAUAAGUUAUAUGAGCAGAAAGAGAAUAACCAAACAAAGUUAAAAUAUGAAAAUGUAUCUAGAGGACUAUACAUUAAAGGCUUCGCCUGUGGUAUGCAUGAAGCAUUGGAACCUUAUAGAAAAGAUAUAAUUGAAUUAGAAAAUAUAUAUCUCAACAAUCCACAACUUCCAUUAACAUAUAUUUUAAGUACUGUUGAUAAGUAUGAAGUUCUUUUUGAUGAUUUAAAUUUCAUGAUUGAGGUGAUUAUUGCUGAUAAUCUGUAUGGGUGUUUGUUGAUUGGAAGGUUACAAAAAUAUUUAUAUAGCGGUAAUGAAAUGACAUCAGAUGCCGCUAAGAUAAUUAUUAAAACCAUAAAUAUAACUUUCUUUCACCAACUUUCCAAUUGGAUAAUUUACGGUGAAAUAGUAGAUGCUUACAAUGAAUUUUUCAUAAGAGAUGAAAAAUGUCCAGAUUCAAAUUUUUUAUACUCUGAGCAAAUUGACAACUGCAAUUCAACAAAACGGAUAAGAGUGAGAAUACCUACAAGGGUUAACAAGUUUUCAAUUAACUGGAAAAUGGUUCCUCUCUUUAUCAAUGAAGAUAUAGUAGAAAGUAUACUUUUCAUGGGCAGAAUUAUUUGGAUUUUAAAUAAUAAUCCACAAAGAAAAACUGAUGACUUCAACACUAUAGAUAAUGGUAGAGAUUUUUGGGAUGGAAAAGAAAUGGAUUUCUCUACAAAAAUUGAAGAUUUGCAGAAUGAAACAUUUAGUGAUUUUGAAUUUGCCCAAAUAAUUGAAGAAUGUCGGCUUAAAUUAACAAAGUUUAUGCUAUCCUUAAUGCUCGAAGAAGGAAAUAUAAGAAAACACUUACAGCUCAUAAGAGAUUAUUAUGCCCUUGGAAGAGGAGAAUUAUUUCAACAGUUCAUAACUGCUGUAGAAGUUCAAUCUCAAGAUGCUAUGUUUGAUAAAGAUAUGGCCAAUUUAAAUUUCUUGUUCAUAGAAACUGCAAAGAAAUUAUAUGGAGAUAAUGAUACAAGUUAUCAACAGUUUGAAUUAGUUAUUACAGAAGGAAAUAUGAUAACCUCUAAUCUAUGGUCUCGUUUAGAAUUGAAUUUUGAUAUAAAAUGGCCUCUACACAUAGUAUUUCAUCCCAAGGCUAUGGAACUUUAUAAUAAGUUAUUUUCCUAUUUGCUCAGAUUUAAAAAGACUCAGAUGAAUCUCCACAGGCUGUGGCAAAAUCAAGUAUCUGGUAAACAGAAAAUAGAUCGCAGAUUAUGGACACUGAGGCACAAUUUAAUGUUUUUGAUUUAUAACCUGCAUUACUAUCUACAAGUUGUGGUUAUUGAAUCUAAUUUCUCCAUUUUGGAAAAAGCUAUCAUGAAUGCUAAUGAACUGGAAGAUAUCCUUAGGGAACACCAUAUAUUCAUUAGCAAUCUUCUAUCUAAAACCUUCAUACUGGAUGAAGAUGAGAGUCACAUCUAUAAAAAUAAACACAGGCUGUACCAAGAUCCUGCAGUACAUAUGAAUGUUCCAAGUAGAAUUUAUAGAAAUAUAAUGGCUCUAUUAGAACUUUGUGAUGACUUUUCCAUAACAGCAAAAUUUUGGGAUGAAGAUCUUACAGAACCACAAGUACUAGAACUUGAAGAUUUCCAGAAAAGAGCUGAUAGUCUUAUCGAAACUUUGUUGGACACUUUAUUCCACUUAAGAAAGAAAGAGAAGGGAGAUCAUCUAUUUCAACUGUUAGAUCAAUUGAAUUUUAAUGAAUACUUUAAGAAAAAUUAGACAAGUAUUUAUAUCGUUUGAAUAUAAUUGUAAAAUAACAAUUAAAUACAUAUUUAAUUUA